This is a messenger RNA of Rhinichthys klamathensis goyatoka, 1401 nucleotides long. Its product is annotated as zinc finger protein OZF-like. Gene Ontology annotation, biological process: regulation of transcription by RNA polymerase II. Gene Ontology annotation, cellular component: nucleus. The transcript is spliced from 2 exons. Bases 25 to 1257 code for a protein of 410 amino acids. The record is from RefSeq and is a predicted model, not a curated record. Lineage: Eukaryota; Metazoa; Chordata; Actinopteri; Cypriniformes; Leuciscidae. Gene Ontology annotation, molecular function: RNA polymerase II cis-regulatory region sequence-specific DNA binding; DNA-binding transcription factor activity, RNA polymerase II-specific.
UGAGCAGGACACAGAGAAGCAGCAAUGGUGGAUUGUGUUUUUCUCCAUAGUAAUGUAACUGCAGAGAGCUUUGAUAGCGAGAUGAGCUCCGCGGGGAUGUUCCAGACGCAGAUCUCCGCGAUCAUGAAGGCGGCCGCGGUGGAGAUCAGUCAGUUGCUGGAGGAAGAGGCUGCAGCUCUUCAUCAGGAGAUCCGGAGGAGGAACCAGGAGAUCCAGGGACUGAAGACUAAACUACUGAGAGUCACUGCAGAGAGAUGCUCUGUCGGCGUACAGGUGGAGCUCAUGGACACGAGUGUAACGGCUCAUUCGCGGGAAGCUCAGACUGAUCCUCGCAGCCAGGAAAAGGUUGUUGUGAAGAAUCUCUCAGAGGAGAGAGCUCACUUUUCACAUGCGGCGGAUUUGAAUUCACAGCUUUUGAAACAAGAAGAGUCUAUAUCGCCGCUGAAGGAACCGGAGGAAGAGAAGCUCAGUGGACUGGCGUUUGAGAUGAAGAUCGAACAGGUGGAAGAACUUGUGGAUCAGACACUGAGUCGAGUAGAGGCAAAGCAGAAGUGUAAAGGACAAAACCACUGCCAUGAUGGAAACACUUGUUUAUGGUGUUCCGGGAAAGUGUUUGACCAUCUGGAAAGUGGUAUGGAGUCAGAACAACAUUCCCAGAAUUUUACAGAUCCAUAUGGGAUGGAGGAUUCGAUUACUGCGUCGACUCAGUCUGGUUUAUUUGCUGUUCUGCAGAACGAGAGCUUUGGUGUUGCAGACAUUGAAUACGACUUGAAUCUUCAGGAUUCCCAUAGAAGCUCACCCAGCACGAGCGAGUCUGACUCGACGCCGUUCAACACACUCCCAUCCUCACAUUCAAGCUCGUGUUUGCCCAAAACGCUCCCAAAGAGUCUGAAUGCCGGCAAGCACACAGGACCCAAACCCUUCCGAUGUGAGGAGUGUGGGAAAGGCUUCCCACAGAGGGGGCGGCUAUUAACACACAAACUAGUGCACACGAACGAAAAACCCUUCCGAUGUGAAGAGUGCGGGAAAGGCUUCACACAGAGGAAGCGGCUUUUAACACACAGACUAGUGCACACGGGUGAGAAACCCUUCCGAUGUGAGGAGUGCGGGAAAGGCUUCACACAGAGGAAGCGGCUUUUAACACACAAACUAGUGCACACGGGUGAGAAACCCUUCCGCUGUCAGCUGUGCGGUAAAACCUUCUCCAGACAGGACAGCUGUCUCAGACACAUGCGCUUGCACAGCGGACAGAGAUGAUGAACAGGGACACGACCACACAAAGUGAGAUUUCUUAGAAUUGUAACUGUUGAUAUUAGCUUCUGUUGCAUAUCGUCAUUAAGGCCUUGUGGCGAUCAGGACGAGGCCGAGGGCCGGGAGAGAAUGGUUCGAGGCCAGUGGCGU